AUGCGCCGCAACAAGUUUCUGCUGUCUGGCAAUCUCCAUGGUGGCUCGGUGGUUGCAAGCUACCCCUAUGAUGAUUCUCCUACACACAAGCCCACAGGAAUCUACAGUAAAUCAGCUGACGAUGAAGUAUUCAAAUAUUUGGCAAAAGCUUACGCGUCGAAUCACCCCAUAAUGAGAACUGGCAAACCCAAUUGCCCUGACGAGGAGGGAGAGACCUUCCAAGAUGGUAUCACCAAUGGUGCCCAGUGGUACGAUGUAGAAGGUGGGAUGCAGGAUUACAACUAUGUGUGGGCCAACUGCUUUGAGAUCACGUUGGAGCUGUCCUGCUGCAAAUACCCACCGACCUCUGAGCUGCAGCAGGAGUGGGAGAACAACCGGGACUCGCUGCUCGCCUUCAUUGAGAAGGUCCACAUCGGUGUGAAGGGCUUUGUCAGGGAUGCAGUCACUGGAGCUGGCCUGGAGAAUGCGACCAUUGUUGUUGCUGGUAUUGCUCAUAACAUCACAGCAGGCAAAUUUGGGGAUUACCACCGGCUGCUUGUGCCUGGGACCUACAACGUGACUGCAGUUGUAAUGGGUUACGCACCAGUGACCAGAGAGAACAUCGAGGUGAAGGAGGGAGAUGCAACAGAAGUGGACUUCUCCCUGCAGCCAACCGUGAUGCCACCAGUUCUUAACGUCACACAGCCAACAGCAACGGCCGCUCCUGUCCCUACCGCCGCCCCCGGCCCCGUGGAGGCCCCAGGCCCGACCUCCUCCCACCAACCCAUCCAGCCCGUGGACUUCAGGCACCAUCACUUCUCGGACAUGGAGAUCUUCCUGCGGCGCUACGCCAGCGAGUACCCCCGCAUCACGCGCCUCUACUCGGCGGGCAAGUCGGUGGAGCUGCGGGAGCUCUACGUCAUGGAGAUCUCCGACAACCCCGGCGUCCACGAAGCGGGUGAGCCGGAGUUCAAGUACAUUGGUAACAUGCAUGGGAAUGAAGUAGUGGGACGAGAGCUUCUCCUGAACCUCAUCGAGUACCUCUGCAAGAACUUCGGCACAGAUCCUGAAGUGACUGACCUGGUUCAGAGCACUCGGAUCCACAUCAUGCCCUCUAUGAACCCUGAUGGCUAUGAGAAGUCCCAGGAAGGAGACAGAGGAGGUACCGUUGGCAGGAACAACAGCAACAACUACGACCUGAACCGUAACUUCCCGGAUCAGUUCUUCCACGUGGCAGACCCUCCGCAGCCAGAGACUCUGGCUGUUAUGACCUGGCUGAAGACCUACCCCUUUGUGCUCUCAGCAAACCUGCACGGAGGUUCUCUGGUGGUUAAUUACCCCUUUGAUGAUGAUGAACAAGGAAUAGCCAUAUACAGUAAAUCCCCAGACGACGCUGUGUUUCAGCAGCUGGCACUUUCCUACUCCAAGGAAAACACAAAGAUGUACCAGGGAAGGCCCUGCACGGAUAUGUACCCCACUGAGUACUUCCCACAUGGCAUCACUAAUGGGGCUCAGUGGUACAACGUUCCAGGUGGGAUGCAAGACUGGAAUUACUUAAAUACAAACUGCUUUGAAGUGACCAUUGAGUUGGGCUGUGUGAAAUAUCCAAAAGCUGAGGAGCUGCCAAAGUACUGGGAGCAGAACCGCCGCUCUCUCCUCCAGUUCAUGAAACAGGUUCACAGUGGUGUCUGGGGGUUCGUGCUGGAUGGGAUGGAUGGAAGGGGUGUUCUCAAUGCCACCAUCAGCGUUGCUGACAUCAACCACCCGGUGACCACCUACAAGGAUGGAGACUACUGGCGCCUCUUGGUCCAGGGGACCUACAGGAUCACAGCAUCUGCCCGAGGGUAUGAUCCAGUCACUAAGACGGUGGAAGUUGGCAGCAAAGGUGGGGUGCAGGUCAACUUCACUCUUUCACGGACAGACAUCAAAGUGGAGGAGGGGAAGGUGCCAAUCUUGAACACCCCAGACACCAUCGACCCCAACGAGAAGGAGUUUGAGACCCUGAUCAAAGACCUGUCUGCUGAGAAUGGCCUGGAGCGUCUCCUGCUCACCUCCGCGGGGGAUGUCUCCCCUUACCGGUACCGCCCCUACAAGGACCUCUCAGAGUUCCUCCGAGGCCUCUACCUGAACUACCCCCACAUCACCAACCUCACCAGUUUGGGUCAAAGCGUCGAGUUCCGUCAGAUCUGGUCCCUCGAAAUCUCCAACAAGCCCAACCAGUCUGAGCACGAGGAGCCAAAGAUCCGCUUCGUUGCUGGCAUCCAUGGCAAUGCUCCCGUUGGUACAGAGCUGCUCCUGGCACUGGCAGAAUUCCUUUGCAUGAACUACAAGAAGAACUCUGCUGUUACAAAGCUGAUCGACCGGACGCGGAUUGUGAUUGUGCCUUCCCUGAACCCAGACGGGCGUGAGAUAGCCCAGGAGAGAGGCUGCACCUCCAAGGUGGGCCAGACCAAUGCCCACGGCAAAGAUCUGGACACAGACUUCAUAAGCAAUUACUCCCAGUACCUGGGGACACGAGAGCCUGAGACUAAAGCAAUGGAGAACUUGAUACUGAAGCAGGAUUUCAGCCUCUCUGUUGCACUAGAUGGAGGAUCUCUGCUUGUCACUUACCCGUAUGAUAAGCCAGCACAGACAGUGGAGAACAAAGAAACACUGAAGCAUUUGGCAUCUCUGUAUGCAAACAACCAUCCGCUGAUGUAUUUGGGCCAGCCAGGCUGUCCAAAUAAGUCAGAUGAGAAUAUUCCUGGCGGUGUGAUCCAAGGCUCUGAAUGGCACAGUCACUUGGGAAGCAUGAAGGAUUUCAGUGUCACGUUUGGUCAUUGUCCUGAGAUCACAGUUUAUACCAGCUGCUGCUACUUCCCGAGCGCAGGGCAGCUCCCCAGCCUGUGGGCAGAACACAGGAAAUCUCUCCUCAGCAUGCUCGUGGAGGUCCAUAAGGGAGUCCAUGGGUUUGUCCAAGACAAGAAUGGCAAGGCAAUUUCUAAAGCUACCAUUGUUCUUAAUGAAGGCUUGAAGAUCUACACUAAAGAAGGUGGCUAUUUCCACGUGCUCUUGGCUCCAGGUUUGCAUAACAUUGAUGCAAUAGCUGAUGGGUACCAGCAGAAACGUGUCAAGGUCUUUGUACGUCAGGAUGCGCCCAGCUCUGUGCUCAUUGUGUUUGACACAGCAAACAGAGUGUUUGGUCUGCCCAGGGAGCUGGUUGUGACUGUUGUGCAAGCAUGUCUGCUCUGGUCCUCACUGCCUGCAUCAUCUGGUGUGUGUGCUCCAUUAAGUCCAACAGGCACAAGGACGGGUUCCACCGCCUCCGGCAGCACCACGACGACUACGAGGACGAGAUCCGCAUGAUGGCCACUGGCUCCAAGAAGUCCCUCCUGAGCCAUGAAUUCCAGGAUGAAACAGACACUGAAGAAGAAACAUUGUACUCCAGCAAACACUGACACCCAGGGCAGGAAGGAGGUUCCCGUGGACCAGACCCAGAGGCCGGGGCGAUCCCUGUGGUUCAGUUCUGAGACAUUAGUUUGCAGGA
Messenger RNA from Merops nubicus (carmine bee-eater), 3505 nucleotides. It is a transcript of the gene CPD, whose product is annotated as carboxypeptidase D. The coding region runs from base 1 to 3324 and encodes 1107 amino acids. The transcript is spliced from 21 exons. Gene Ontology annotation, molecular function: metallocarboxypeptidase activity; zinc ion binding. The record is from RefSeq and is a predicted model, not a curated record. Lineage: Eukaryota; Metazoa; Chordata; Aves; Coraciiformes; Meropidae. Gene Ontology annotation, biological process: proteolysis.